AUGAUCAUUGUGUCUGACAUCGUUACCCUCAGAGACCGGGGCAAAUACCAAGGAAUCCUGGGUGCGGCCCUAGGGAUGGGCAACGUUAUCGGUCCGUUCAUCGCUGCGGCAUUCGUCAUGGACUCGACAUGGCGAGGUUUCUUCUGGCUCAUUUCUCCGCUCUCUGCAUGCUCCAUUGUCGUGGGCUAUUUCCUUAUUCCAAAUAAUGCGCGGAAGGACAGCUUCCGGAAAAAUGCCCGCAAGAUUGACUUUUAUGGUAUCUUGUCUUCGUCCAUUGGAAUCAUCUUCUUGUUGAUCCCUAUAUCGGGAGGCGGCUCUUACUUUAACUGGGAUUCGGCGAUGGUGAUUAGCAUGAUCACCAUCGCGGGCUGCGCUUUGAUUGCAUUUCUCAUAAUCGAAUGGAAAGUGGCGGUAUUGCCUAUGCUUCCAAUGGUAUUCUUCAAGAACAGGGUGAUCUGCACUCUGUUUUUACAGAGCUUCCUUUUUGGAGCUGUGUACCAGUCGUCUCUCUACUACUUGCCCCUGUACUACCAGAACGCCCGGGAUUGGUCCCCGAUUGUUUCUGCUGCACUAACGGCCCCAAUGGUCGCCUGUCAGUCGGUGGCUUCCGUCUUAUCUGGCCAGUAUAUUUCCCGGCGCAAACGUUACGGGGAGGUGAUCUGGGCUGGCUUUUUCUUCUGGACGCUUGGAGCCGGUCUGAUGCUUCUAUUUGACCGUCACACCAGCCCAGGAGCUAUUGCUGUUAUUGUCGGUAUCGCUGGGAUAGGCGUUGGAGGCGUCUUCCAACCGACCAUGGUCGCUUUUCAGGCGCAUUGUACGAAGGCCCAGCGAGCUGUUGUCAUCUCGGACCGGAACUUCUUCCGCUGCCUAGGUGGUGCAUGUGGUUUGGCUGUUUCGGCUGCGAUCUUGCAGGCAACGCUGCGAUCCAACCUCCCUGUGGGAUACAGGGAUAUUGCUGAAUCGUCCUAUUCGCUCCCGUCGAGGGCCGGGAUCCCCGAUGCCGACUGGGAGCAGAUCCUUGACGCAUAUGCUAAGGCUUCCCACUCGGUGUUCAUCUUCCAAGUCCCGCUGAUGGGGGCAUGUCUUCUUGCCUGUGUUUUUAUCCGUGACCGGGGGCUGGAGAGGCCUAAGGAUCAGUUUGAGAUAGAAGAAGAGAAGAGGCAAGAGGAAGAGAAGCGGCGGCAAGAACAGGCCCAAGCACAGGCCGAGAAGCAGAUUGCAGCUGGUAAUAUUGAAGCCGAACCGGAGCAGGUUGCUGAAUCCCAUGCCGGUGGUGAGAUGGAGAGUGCAUCUCGCUCCGAAAAGAAAACGGAACCAGAGCCUGUGACAAUGACUACCCUGUGUGCUCCAACUGCCAAAAGGCCGGAGCGAUAUGUGACAAAGCCACCAUACACCCGUGCGUUGCAGGAUCGCAUCGCCUACCUUGAGUCCCAGUUAGAAUCGAAACCCAUGAGUAGCCGGGCCAGCAGCCAUGUCGCCCAUCCAGUUGCUGCAUUGCUGUCCCCUCCCCAUCCGGAGACUCCCACUAACUCAAACCCUCGCCUGGAUCAAAAUGCCGUCGGGGAAUUAGUGGGAUUUCUUGCACUCAACUCCUCGGAGGCGCCUGCAUACGUAGGUUCCAGUUCGGGCCUCUCCUUGGCUACGAAUCUUGGGGAAAUGGUCCAAGCCACGGUGUGGAACCAGGCUCUGUCUUCAGCUCGAGCAGCGUCGUCAGGUAGAUCCGGACCUGCAGCGGGACAAGGAUCCACGGGUCUGCCUCCCCAGCCUCCAGGCGAGAGGGCCGGUCAUGUCAAUGAUCGAACUCGACCACCACCACGAGUGGAGGAGGUGUUGGUUAAGAGCAGCGAGCCUCCUGACGAUGAAAUGGGAUCCAGGAUUCUUCAUGCCUAUCUAACACGGAUCCAUGUUCGCUAUCCGUUUCUCGACCGCACGGAGUUGUGGCGACUGCAUGAAGCGCGCUGGCGACUGGCGCAGAAGAAGCGGGAGGAGCUGACCAAGGAGGAACGGGUAGGCAUAUUCAAGCUGUAUCUUGUAUAUGCCAUCGGGGCUACAUCGAUUCAGUUAAGUGAAAACUACUCAUAUACCACGCCUGAGCGAUUCUACCUGACCGCUCUGCAACAACUACCAAAUAUGUGCGAAAUGCGAUCUAUAGAGAAUAUUGAGGCUAUGACCUUGCUGAUUGUGUAUCACCUUCGCUCUGCGUCUGGUCAGGGCAUGUGGUACAUGGUAGGCCUCGCUAUGCGUACCGCUAUAGACCUUGGACUGCAUCGCAAAGCAAACGAGAUCAACAUGGAUCCCUUCACUGCGCAAAUGCGGCGGCGUCUUUUCUGGACCGUUUAUUACCUAGAGCGUGUCGUGUCAAUGUCCCUGGGCCGGCCAUUUAGCAUCGCAGACAGACACAUCGACCUUCCUUUGCCUGCAGACAUCGACGACGAUGUCCGCGAUCCUGCCUUGCUAGCCGCCCCUCCAGCUCCGACUAGAAUCACCACACUGACCUUUGCCAUAUUCCUCAUGCGCCUGCGGCGCAUCGACUCCGAAAUUCAGCAUAAGAUCUACCGAGCCGAUCGACCACUGCACACUUUACGCUCGAAGAUGGACCGACUCUUUCUCCAACUCGAAGAAUGGAAAGAAUCAGCUCUGCGACGUUUCACCGGAUCCGACCUGGACUAUCCAAUGCUGCACUACCACCGAGCCCUACGACUCCUCAUCCAGCCAUUCUUACCCUCACUCCCCCUCUCCGACCCAUACUAUCACAUCUGUCUCCGCGCAGCCGGAAACACCUGCCAAACCCACAAGAAGCUACACCAAACCCUUGAAUACGGCCACUCCUUCCUGGCUGUGCAGACGAUCUUCAUGGCUGGGAUCACCCUGCUCUACGCCCUAUGGACCCACACAAGCGACGUCUGGUCCGUCCAAAUGAGCAACGACAUCCGCGCCUGCUCGACCGUCCUAUUUGUGAUGGGUGAGCGCGCCGAAUGGGUCAAGAAAUACCGCGACGCAUUCGAGCUGCUCGUCAACGCCGCCAUGGAGAAACUAGAGGGAAGCGAUGCAUCCAAAAAGGUGGGUAUGGCGGAACUAAUGACAGCCCAACACAGUAGCAGUGGUGGUAUCAGCGCAGGAAUGUUCAGGGAUCACCAUAAUCUCACCACCACAUGCAGCAACAGCAACAACUCCACUGGCGGCAUGGCACCAGAUAUGAAUGACACAGCGGCUGCCAACACGGCCGCUCAGACUGCUUCUGAACCCACUAGCAGUCAGGACCAUGGCGUGCGCAUGGCAUUGCAGAUCGCGCCCUGGAUCGACCUGGAAGAAGAUAGCCCGUUCUGGAUGCCUGAUUUCGAGACGCUGGAGAGUUUGUCGGGGAAUUUAUGGGAUAGUGGCGAUUUGGCUCCGUUUGGGCCUCUUUAG
Molecule: messenger RNA, 3408 nt
Organism: Aspergillus welwitschiae
Lineage: Eukaryota; Fungi; Ascomycota; Eurotiomycetes; Eurotiales; Aspergillaceae
Product: MFS transporter
Exons: 6
Coding region: 1-3408 (1135 amino acids)
Biological process (GO): transmembrane transport; positive regulation of transcription by RNA polymerase II; DNA-templated transcription
Molecular function (GO): DNA-binding transcription factor activity, RNA polymerase II-specific; transmembrane transporter activity; zinc ion binding
Source: RefSeq, a predicted model, not a curated record